Lycium ferocissimum is the source of this 1124-nucleotide messenger RNA. Its product is annotated as large ribosomal subunit protein uL16-like. Gene Ontology annotation, biological process: ribosomal large subunit assembly; translation. The record is from RefSeq and is a predicted model, not a curated record. Gene Ontology annotation, cellular component: ribosome; cytosolic large ribosomal subunit. The coding region runs from base 142 to 804 and encodes 220 amino acids. The transcript is spliced from 4 exons. Lineage: Eukaryota; Viridiplantae; Streptophyta; Magnoliopsida; Solanales; Solanaceae. Gene Ontology annotation, molecular function: structural constituent of ribosome.
AAAUGCGGUGGAAGAUAUGUAUAAAUAUGGGAUAUAUUCAACAAUUUCAUCUUAUUUUCUUGUGUUACAUUUUGAGCUUUGACAAACAAGAAGCUGUUGGAACCUUGAAGAAACAAAAAGGAGUAACAGUACUUCUCUGCCAUGGGAAGAAGACCUGCUAGGUGUUAUCGUCAAAUAAAGGGAAAGCCCUAUCCAAAAUCGCGAUUUAAUCGUGGUGUGCCUGAUCCUAAGAUUAGGAUUUACGACGUUGGCAUGAAGAAAAAAGGGGUCGAUGAGUUCCCGUGCUGUGUGCAUUUGGUUAGUUGGGAGAAAGAGAAUGUGUCUAGUGAGGCAUUGGAAGCUGCACGUAUCGCUUGCAACAAGUACAUGACGAAGAAUGCAGGAAAGGAUGCUUUUCACCUGAGGGUUAGAGCUCAUCCUUUCCAUGUUUUGCGCAUAAAUAAGAUGUUGUCUUGUGCUGGAGCUGAUAGGCUCCAGACAGGUAUGAGGGGAGCAUUCGGCAAGCCUCUUGGGACUUCUGCGCGCAUUUCUAUUGGCCAGGUUUUGCUUUCUGUUAGAUGCAGGGAUUCGGGCUCUCAUCAUGCUCAAGAGGCUUUGCGUCGUGCAAAGUUCAAGUUUCCUGGUCGCCAGAGAAUCAUUGUUAGCAGUAAAUGGGGGUUCACACCAUUCAAGCGUAGCGAUUAUCUGAAAUGGAGAGCUGAGAAAAGGAUCGUGCCAGAUGGCGUCAAUGCUAAGCUCCUUGGCUGUCAUGGACCUUUAGCUGCAAGAGAACCUGGACGAGCGUUUUUACCUGGGACCGUUUGAGACUGAUCGUGAUUCUUGAUACGUUGAGACUUGGGAUACUGUAUAUAUAUAUCAUAUGUUUUGCUAGUGUAGUUUUUUAGCUCUAUAGGAAGUAUAUUAUAUCUAAAUAAAGGAAUCAGAUCCUCUAAAAAUACUCUACUUUUGGAGGAUCCGACGCACAACCCGUCGACAUGCAACAUAAAUGUUAGGAGGAUCUUGGCUUGUACUGUGUAUUUAUUGGCCUACAUUCUCGUAGGGUCUAUAUUCGUGUUGGCUAUGCAGCUAUUAGUAGUGUAUUAUCUCUAAGUUACAAUAAUAUAUGGAAGUAUGAGCUAUGACUA